Caenorhabditis angaria is the source of this 1004-nucleotide messenger RNA. NCBI's taxonomy places the organism in Eukaryota, Metazoa, Nematoda, Chromadorea, Rhabditida, Rhabditidae. The record is from the annotation of a GenBank genome assembly.
AUGUCAGUUUCAAAGAAGAAAGAUGAGGACAAGGAGAAAAAGUUUCUCGGUCGACUUCAGUACAAAAUAGAUUAUGAUUUUGACAAGAACGCGUUGACAUGUUUGAUUAUUCAAGCCGAAGAGUUGCCAGCCAUGGAUUUGGGUGGAACUUCCGAUCCCUAUGUGAAACUAUUUCUAUUGCCCGAGAAGAAGAAGAAGUUUCAAACCAAAGUGCAAAGAAAAUCGCUGAAUCCGGUGUUCAACGAGAGCUUCACAUUCAAAGUAAGUUUGGGUUGUCACUCUUCUCGCCCUUCAAAAUGAUUGAUGUUCUUUUUUCUUACAGAUCCCAUUCAAUGAGAUUGGUGGACAAACUUUGGUGCUCAAUGUGUUUGAUUUUGACAGAUUUGGAAAACACGAUCAAAUCGGGCAGAUUUCGAUACCAUUGGGAAGUAUUGAUUUGGCGUCAACGAUUGAGAGAACAGAUUUGAUUGAGAGUCCCCCAGAAAAUCGACUGGGUGAAGUUUGCCUAGCUCUCAGAUAUGUGCCAAACAAAAACAAGCUAUCGGUGGUUGUGAUGGAGUGUAAGAAUUUGAAGAAAAUGGACGUGUUAGGAUUGUCAGAUCCAUACGUAAAAAUCUAUCUGAUGAUGGGCACAAAACGACUGGAGAAGAAAAAGACGACAAUCAAGAUGAAAACGCUGAAUCCCUAUUAUAAUGAGAGUUUUAGUUUCGAUGUAACUCCUGAGAAAAUGCAGCGAGUACAUCUACACGUAACAGUGUCGGAUUAUGAUCGAGUUGGAUCAAAUGAGCGAAUCGGGCAGGUGAGAGAAUGAUUGAUCAAAGAACAUUUUCAGCGCCAGAGAAAAACAUGAAGUCUAAUCCUAUUAUGCACUUUUGUUUUGUUUUCAGGUCCUCAUUGGUACAUGCGCAUCGGGCGUCGCUCUCAAACAAUGGAAUGAUAUGUUGGGAACGCCGAGAAGAUCGGUGGCACAAUGGCACACUUUGGUACCAUUCAAUGAUGAUUGA